Fusarium sp. VM40 is the source of this 1128-nucleotide messenger RNA. The record is from the annotation of a GenBank genome assembly. NCBI's taxonomy places the organism in Eukaryota, Fungi, Ascomycota, Sordariomycetes, Hypocreales, Nectriaceae.
AUGCUGAUUUCUUUCCAAAACCUCAUCCUGCUGGCUGCUUUGGCAAAAGAAUCGCUGGCCAGCCCAUACCCUUCUAACAACUCAUCCACUGCGAAAUGCUCCAAUCCUCGCAUCAGAAAAGAGUGCUCCUCUGAGAAAACUGCCUACAUCGACGCUAUACAGUGCCUCAAGGCUGCUCCAUCCAAGGGUACCCGCUUCUCUAAGACCCUUGAGAGUCGCUACGACGACUUUGUAGCAUUGCACAUCAAUGCCACUCGAGGAGGCCAGGAAGCACCGUCACUGAUCGACACGGCUCCAAAUAAUGGAAGUGAAUCCGAUGUUACGGUCUACGGCGUACACGGCGUUGGGGUCUUCCUUCCAUGGCACCGCUAUGCUAUCUGGACAUUCGAAUCUAUCCUACGCGACGGGUGCGACUACACCGGUGCCCAGCCUUACUGGGACUGGACUCUCGAUAACCCAGCAUCCAACGGGUCACUGUUCAAGUCUCCUGUCUUGCAAGCGUUUGGCGGCGAUGGAUCCGGAACGGACAACUGUGUAAAAGAUGGGCCUUUCACCGGCAACGCCAUUUUGAACAUUGGGCCUUCGGAGUCCUACGCCAAAAACCCGCGAUGCUUGACAAGGGCGAUCACUGAGGAUGUUUUCGACGGUAGCUCCAAGUGGGAGGAUAUUUAUCCACCAACGAUGAGUAGAAAGAACCACGUGCAACUUCAAGCCUUUAUUGAUGGCCUCGAUUUUAUUCCAGACGAGGAUAAGCUCUCGAUGGGAGUAUCCAACCCCCAUAGCAUGGGUCACACAGGCAUUGGUGGCGAUUUGAUGGAUAUUUUCUCUUCUCCAAACGAUCCCUUGUUUUGGCUGCACCAUACCCAACUUGACUACAUGUGGUCGCUGUGGCAAAAGGCGGACAAGUCGCGUCUUGCUGAUAUCGGUGGUGCUAGAACCAUCGAUGGAUUUGGACCCAGCAGUGACAAAGUUGAGCUCACUACCCUCGACACUCCUCUGUGGAUGGGCUUCAUGAACGACGAUGUACCUGUAAAGGCAGUCAUGGAUACUCUCAAUGGCGAUGGCGAGGGCGUUCUUUGCUACGAGUAUGAGAAGUCUCCAUCAUUGGCUGGAAAGAAGGGAUUCUAG